This is a messenger RNA of Polistes dominula (European paper wasp), 1514 nucleotides long. It is a transcript of the gene Pgk, whose product is annotated as phosphoglycerate kinase. Gene Ontology annotation, biological process: gluconeogenesis; glycolytic process. The record is from RefSeq and is a predicted model, not a curated record. Lineage: Eukaryota; Metazoa; Arthropoda; Insecta; Hymenoptera; Vespidae. Gene Ontology annotation, molecular function: ADP binding; phosphoglycerate kinase activity; ATP binding. Gene Ontology annotation, cellular component: cytosol.
CUACGCUCGGCGACCUUUCUUUGACUUUGGUGAACGAAUCAGUCAUUAUUUAAGACACUUAACAGCAUCCGAAGGAAUCGUUGUGUAUAAUUUCUAUCUAAUAUCAUCUAAAAGUGAUUUAAAUUUGAAGAUAACUAAAAGUGAAAGGGGAAAAAUAAGCUUAACUAUUACAAAAAUGGCAUUAAACAAACUCAGCAUAGAUAAAGUGGAUCUCACUAACAAAAGGGUUCUUAUGCGAGUGGAUUUCAACGUACCGCUUAAAGAAGGAAAAAUAACAAACAAUCAAAGAAUCGUAGCUGCUUUAGAUUCGAUUAAGUAUGCACUUGAUAAGAAAGCAAAAUCAAUUGUUUUGAUGUCCCAUUUGGGACGACCAGAUGGUAAAAAAGAUGAGAAAUAUACAUUAAAACCUGUUGCGGAUGAAUUGAAAACACUUUUGGGAAAAGACGUACAAUUUUUGAAUGACUGUGUCGGUCCUGAUGUAGAAGCAGCUUGUGCUAACCCUGCACCUGGAACAAUUAUUUUGUUAGAAAAUUUAAGAUUCUAUAUUGAAGAAGAAGGAAAAGGAGUUGGUCCUGAUGGAAGCAAAGUUAAAGCUGACAAAGAUAGCGUUACAAAGUUUAGGGCAUCUUUAAGAAAAUUAGGAGAUGUUUAUAUAAAUGAUGCUUUUGGAACUGCCCAUCGUGCUCAUAGUUCGAUGAUGGGAGAUGGAUUUGAUAUUAGAGCUAGUGGUUUCCUUCUUAAGAAAGAAUUGGAAUACUUUGCGAAAGCUUUAGAUAAUCCGGAACGUCCAUUCUUAGCUAUCUUAGGUGGAGCUAAAAUUGCGGAUAAAAUCCAAUUAAUUAACAACCUCCUAGACAAAGUUAAUGAAAUGAUUAUAGGUGGAGGAAUGGCUUAUACGUUUUUAAAAAUUUCUAAAAAUAUGAAAAUUGGUAGUUCUUUGUUUGAUGAAGAGGGUUCAAAAAUUGUAAAUGAUUUAUUGGAAAAAGCAAAAAAAAAUAAUGUUCAGAUUCACUUGCCAGUGGACUUUGUAACAGCAGAUAAAUUCGCAGAAAAUGCUGCUGUAGGUGAAGCUACAGUAGAAGGUGGUAUACCUGAUGGUUGGAUGGGUUUGGAUGUUGGACCAAAGUCUAGAGAGUUAUUUGCAGAACCAAUUAAAAGGGCAAAAGUAAUAGUAUGGAAUGGACCAGCUGGAGUGUUUGAAUUUGAAAAUUUCAGUAAAGGCACAAAAAGUUUAAUGGAUAAUGUUGUAGAAGCUACUGGUCGUGGUACGAUUACUAUUAUAGGUGGCGGUGACACUGCAACUUGUGCUGCUAAAUGGAAAACUGAAGAUAAAGUGAGUCAUGUGAGCACAGGUGGUGGUGCAAGUUUAGAACUACUCGAAGGAAAAGUUUUGCCUGGUGUAGCUGCACUCUCUCCAUCUUAAAGUAUAAUUGUCAAAAAGACACGAACAUAUAUAUAUUUUAGUUCCAGUUAAAAGUACAUAUUGCGUAAUAAAGUAUGUAAUAUUAAACAAA